CAUUUAUUGUACCAAAGCAAGUGACCCUCGUUCUAAUUCAUAGGCUUAGCUCUCUCCAUAUAUUGACUCUUUCUAUGUCGCAAUAUGUCUCCAUUAAUAAACUCUCCCUCUCUUUCUCCGUCUUCUCACAUUUCCACAACAAAGCUCUCCAUUUUUCAACAAAGAAUAUCAAAUUUUGUCCUUGUAGUGGUGGAAUCAUCAAGUAAUUAAUGGGAGAAGAGAACAGCACGAGCGGGACAUGCAAGCCGUCCAAGACAUUCAAGGCGAAGUGUAGCCACAUGGUGAGGAAACAGCGAGCCAAGUUUUACAUCCUUGGCCGUUGUCUUGCCAUGUUAGUCUGCGGGCGUGGCCGUGACCGCGAGCGUGACCGUAUAUUGAUUUAGAUCUUUACCUUAUGUUUUGUUUUCUCUUCUUGUAUUUUUCCAACUUUUUGGGUUGGGUCGCCGUUUUUCAUUUUUCCCUCUAGUAUCAAACUUUUGAACUAGGGUUGAUAUUUAAGUUAUAUACACAUGAAUAUAUGAUAUUGAUGUGAAUGCAUUCUUGAAAUGCUUAGUUAAUUUAAGAUUUAUCUCUCUCUUUUGAAAGCUUAGAAUGGUCUUUCUUAAAAACAUGUUUUAGUUGUCAAGUACUAACCUCUUCUUUUUGUAAACCACUGGCCCUGGAAAUAUCGUCAAUUUUACUUGGAAUACAUAGGUUAUUCAAAAUUAAUUGUAAAUUCAGAAUUACUCAGACAUGCAUUAAUCCUU
Molecule: messenger RNA, 746 nt
Organism: Arabidopsis thaliana (thale cress)
Lineage: Eukaryota; Viridiplantae; Streptophyta; Magnoliopsida; Brassicales; Brassicaceae
Gene: RTFL1
Product: ROTUNDIFOLIA like 1
Exons: 1
Coding region: 210-383 (57 amino acids)
Biological process (GO): negative regulation of cell population proliferation
Cellular component (GO): plasma membrane
Source: RefSeq, marked reviewed